Messenger RNA from Strongyloides ratti, 423 nucleotides. RefSeq names its product Acyl carrier protein, mitochondrial. Gene Ontology annotation, biological process: fatty acid biosynthetic process. The record is from RefSeq and is a predicted model, not a curated record. The coding region runs from base 1 to 423 and encodes 140 amino acids. Gene Ontology annotation, cellular component: mitochondrion. The transcript is spliced from 2 exons. NCBI's taxonomy places the organism in Eukaryota, Metazoa, Nematoda, Chromadorea, Rhabditida, Strongyloididae. Gene Ontology annotation, molecular function: acyl binding; acyl carrier activity.
AUGUUACGUAGAACCAUUUUGUCAGCUUCGAGAAUAACUAGUAUAGCCAUCAGAAGUACAUCUGUUUUCCAACCAGCAUUAAAGUUUACUCCAUCAAAAGAAAGUAUUCAAAAAAGAUGGUCACAAGUUGAAUCUCCUGGACCAUUUAAGCCUCCAAAACAACUUACAUUUAAAGAAGUUGAAGAACGUGUAUUAAAAGCUAUAAAGACAUGGGAUAGAUUCCCACAAGAUCGUAUAAAUAAAUUAUCAUUGGAUGCCAAAUUUGAAGAAGAUCUUGGCUUUGACUCUCUUGAUCAUGUCGAAAUUAUGAUGGCACUUGAAGAUGAAUUUGGAUUUGAAAUUCAACAAGAAGUUUCUGAAAAACUUAAAUCUCCAAGAGAUAUUUUUAAUUUAAUUUGUGAACGUGAAGACGUUUAUAAUUGA